UCCCAAGACUUGGCACCCCAGAGCUACUGGAGAUAAUACUGCCUGAGAAGUUGUCCACUGUGCAAUCUCUGCUAUACAGCUGACCCAGUGCGGGGAGACGGUCAGCUAGAACUGAAGUGCUGAGAUGGCAGUCAAUAGGAGCCCAACCAUGAUGGAUGGAGACCACCCGGAGCAGGAAAAUGUGCUCCAGAGAGUCCUUCAGUUGCCUGUGGUAAGUGGCACCUGUGAAUGUUUCCAAAAGACCUACACCAGCACCAAGGAAGCCCAUCCCCUUGUGGCCUCUGUAUGUAAUGCCUAUGAGAAAGGAGUACAAGGAGCCAGCAACCUGGCUGCAUGGAGCAUGGAGCCUGUGGUCCGACGGCUGUCAACCCAAUUCACAGCUGCCAAUGAACUAGCCUGUCGUGGAUUAGACCACCUGGAAGAAAAGAUUCCUGCUCUCCAGUACCCUCCAGAAAAGAUUGCCUCCGAACUGAAGGACACCAUCUCCACUAGAAUUCGAAGUGCCAGAAACAGCUUCAGUGUUCCUAUUGCCAGCACUUCUGAUAAGGUCCUGGGGGCAGCUUUGGCUGGCUGUGAACUUGCUUGGGGUAUAGCACGGGACACAGCUGAAUAUGCCUCCGGCACCCGGGUGGGUCAACUGGCAGCUGGAGGGGCAGACUUGGCCUUAAACAAUGUUGAGAAGGUGGUGAACUGUCUGAUUCCAGCACCCAAGGAAAAUCCAGCCCCAGUCGUGGAGCACCCUAGUCCUCCCCAAGUCCAGCAGAAGCUGCCAAAGCCAAAGCCAAAGCCUGGUUUCCUUCAAAGAAUUGGAACUUUAACCAACACCAUCUCCCAGCAUACCUUUCAGAUGACAGUCCAGAGCCUCCGCAUGGGCUAUGCAUUAGCCAAGUGGAUCCCAGGUGUGGCUCCAUUGAGCAGUAUGGCCCAGUGGAGUGUGUCAGCUGCCAUGCAGGUGGUGUCCAGACCCCGAUCCACAUCAAGGGGAACUUGGCAGUACAAUUGGGCUCAGGAGGAGGAUGAAGAAGAGGAGGACGAGGAAGAAGAGGAGGAAGAGGAGGAAGAAGAAGAGGAACCCGAAGUGAGGAAGGAAGAGAACAAACUAAAUAUGCCCAGGCCCAGGACCCAGAGCCUUGUGGGCAGUGUGGUUCACACUCUGCAGUCUGCUUACUUGACCACCGUCUCCACUGUCAAGUGGGUACCCGUCACCAUCUGGAACAACACUGCUGGGAGGCUGUUCCACCUCACUUCUGGCCAGGAGACCUUUACCAAAAGCAGGGCCAUGUCGCUAUCGGACGCCCUGAAAGGCGUCACAGACAACGUGGUGGACACAGUGGUGCACUACGUCCCGCUCCCCAGGUUGUCCCUGAUGGAGCCAGAGAGUGAGUUCCGGGACAUAGACAACCCCCCGAGCGAGCCAGAGGGGAGCGAAGGCGCCCACUCCCCCACCGCCGAGGCCCCGAGCAAAGCCCAGCACCGUGGCAGCCUCAGGAGUCCCCGAAACUCCAGUGCGCUGUCCUUCCUGGGCCUGGAAGAUAAGCUCUCUGCUCAGCAGAAAGCGUCGGACCCGGGGCCCCAGCAGCGUGGCUCCCUCCACCGUGGCGCCACGUUUGAGCCCGAGACCCCCACCGGCCGCUCCAUGUUUUCUUUCUACCACCGGGAGAAGCCCACCCGCCGCGUCAGUGACAGCUUCUUCCGACCCAGCGUCAUGGAGCCCAUCUACAACCGCAUGCACUACAGCCAGCUUUACAAGAAGAACUGAUGGGGCUCGAGGUCCCUGCGGGCCAGCCCUGCCUCGGUGCCCUCUGUUGGGCCCACGGGUUGGCGCGCGCCCCUGCCACCGCCGCCACUCCCAGCUUCCUCCUGCGGCCCCCACAGAGAAGAGCAAAGCCGAGAUCCUGACCGAACUCGGUCCUCUGCAGCGGCCUCCUGCCUACACACUCACUAGACUCCGGAGCCCUUGAGUGCCCCAUCCCUGCCCGCUUGCCAGGAAGGUGCCGCGAGCCUUCGGGCCAUCCUGAGGGCAAAACUGAGGGCUGCUGGGGGUUGGGGUCACUGCAACCAGGGAUGAGUGAGCCCCACUAACUUAUCACCCCGGGUUGCUCUCAGGAGAACUGAGUCAGAGCCGACUUUGAGAGCUGCCUCCUUCAUUUAAGUUGGAGUCGUGCCCGUCAGGGUAGGCCUCCUGGGAGCCAUGCAGUCCUUCAGUGGCGCAGCCCUUGCCCUAACACAUCUAGAACUUUUCCUUGGCAUAAGCCUCCGGGGCCUCCUUGUAGCCCCACGAGAAGGCCAGCUUUCACCUCUUGUCUCCCUAAUAGGACCCAACAUCAGCGGCCAGAUGAGGCUUCGCCUCUUCAGGUUGGUCUCCUCACUCAGGAGGGUGAGUCCUUCCUGCCAGGCUCACGCAGGGAGUCAGGAUGCAGAUCCAGGUCCUUUCACUCCAAAGCCACCUCCCUCUGCUUUGGACCCCCAGCUAAAUUUCUCAGAUGAAUCACCUGCCAAACAUGGCUCCAAAUGACCUUUGGCUGUUUCCAAAAAUCAAAUCCAUCUUCCAAAGAAGAAAAGUUUGUCACCAUUCAGGUGAUUCAAAAGGACACAUGGCAAGCUGAGAAUUCCCAAAGAAUUGUUCCCAGAGUACUGAGCAAUGGCAGCAUGUGUUAGAAUAAAUGUCUGGGCUUUCCGAGGGGCUUCUUUAAGGGACACUAUACUCAUUUGGGUGUGCAAAAUGUAAGCUACAGGUGCUUUUUAAAAAUAGGUCUCAUGACUUGCUAGGCUCAUCUAGAUAGUAACUUUCUCCAUUGCUAUGGGUUAGAGACUGUUUAUAGACUUACUUUAUCUAUUAAAAUGACACCUUCCUUCUCAGGUUUUCCAUUUGCCUUUUGAUUUGGGCUUAUCCUAGGGGCAGGGUGAUAAAAGAGAGGACCACUCUGGGUUUCUUUCCACCCUGGUACUUCUAUUAUGCACAACUACAAUGAAUCUCAAAAUCAUUUUUUAUUACCUUAGUUACAUCAAUAGAAUUUGAGCCAAUACCCAUAGCACCUUCUUCCUAAGCUUCUUCAGGCUCCCCUUACGGUGACCCUCACAGAUGCCUCUUACUCAUAUGUAUAUACAUACUUUGCUAAAUGCAAAAGUUCUACCCUGAUGCCACUCAAGAGAAUUCCCUGGGAGGAGAAAGCAGAAUUUUAGUUUCAGAAGUAUUCCUGCACAUCGAAUCAGUUCCCUGGGAGGAGAACCUGGGUGGGGUCACUUUGUGGGCCUUCAUUCACGAUUGCUGGUGCUUCCAAGUCUCAGAGAUGCCCAGUUUCUGCCCACUGAUCUGGCCUAUCAUUUGACAACUUUUAUUCAGUGUGUAGAGACAGGGAGACUGUAUUACGUGUCUGGACUGUGAAAAUCAGAGACAGGGACAAGGAUGGUCAGACACAAUUAGGGGGAUCUUUGAGUCUGAUCUUAAGAAAGGCGGAGAUUCACUAAGGAAGGAAGAGUGUAGAGUAAUCCAAACACAGAGACGGUAGCCUGGGCAAAGGACAACAGAAAGGGAGAGAAAAUGAGGAACUUGAGAGAAGGGAAGGACAAGAAGACCUGAAAUUGAGGACACCUGGGCUUCCUUGAGGCCAGUUAGAAUUGUGAGUCUACAAUGAAAAUAACUGAACUUCAGCUUGAUGGGAAUUGUAGGCAGAGAGACAAAACCUCCCUGCAGCUUGGUCAAAAUUCAAGAAAGUGAAAUUCAGUUAUUUUCAGUUGUAGACUCACAAUUCCUUUCUUACCCAGAAUCCUUUCCCAGGGCUUAUCUCAAAAGUCCCUUCUUUCAACUAACCCUAGUAAACUAGACCAUCCCUAACUAUUUCUACACCAGGGAACUCCUUAAAAUUACUCUUUCACCUCCAAGCCACACUGUACUUACUGUGCUUUCUCUGUGGGAAAUCUUCAGGCUCUCUAAGCCUCUUUUUACUGUGUAUUUCCUGUCCCACCCUGCUGGGAGUCAAUGCCACGGACUGUCCAGGGUAGCAGAAUCUCCCUAAAUAUAACUGCUCCUAUGCCUCAACUAUUGUAGCUAUACAAUAAAACACAAUAUAAUAAACUUGUUCAGUCAUUUUGA
This is a messenger RNA of Gracilinanus agilis (Agile Gracile Mouse Opossum), 4093 nucleotides long. RefSeq names its product perilipin 1 (gene PLIN1). Lineage: Eukaryota; Metazoa; Chordata; Mammalia; Didelphimorphia; Didelphidae. The record is from RefSeq and is a predicted model, not a curated record. Gene Ontology annotation, cellular component: lipid droplet. The coding region runs from base 125 to 1759 and encodes 544 amino acids. The transcript has 9 exons. Gene Ontology annotation, biological process: lipid metabolic process.